Molecule: messenger RNA, 594 nt
Organism: Lingula anatina
Lineage: Eukaryota; Metazoa; Brachiopoda; Lingulata; Lingulida; Lingulidae
Source: RefSeq, a predicted model, not a curated record
AUGAAGCACAGAGUCAUGCUGCUGUUGGUGGUGGUUGAGAGCAUAGUCUCUACAUAUAGUGUAAAGGACUCCAAGGAACAUUUCACCAAGCACUGGAUUGCUAAGUUUAAGUCAUUCUUCGACAUCACUGACCCCAAUGGAGAUGGGGUAGUCACUAAAGAGGAAUACAUCGAUGCAACAGCAGAGCGAGCUGGAAAAGUCUUGGAAUCCUGGCGAGCCAAGGCCGUAUAUGGUAUUAUGUCCGAACUGUAUCAAUAUUGGUGGUCUAACGCAAACACCAAUUAUAAGAUAUCCAUGACAUUCGAGGAAUUGCUCCCAGCUGUUGAGAAGGAGGUCGGCGAGGAGGUCCCCCAUGACUCCUGGGAUUGGUUUCACACAUUUGACCUCGACUGCGAUGACAAACUGACUGUAGAUGAGUAUUCCAACUUCCUUUUUGUAUUCCGCAACAAGGCCCCUGUUCAAGACAUAUUUAAAGCCAUUGACCAUAAUGAGAAUGGUAUUCUUGAUGGUGAAGAAUUCACUAACGCAUUCCAUCAUGCACUUUUUGACCAAAAGGCCAAUCCCGAUGAAAUGAUAUUAGGCUCCCAAAAUUGA